GCGGCCCAGCAUGGCCGCCCGGGUGCUGCUGCGGGCGGCGCGGGUGGCGAUGCCCGGCCUGGCCCGCGGCUACGCCAAGAAGCCGGCUAUGAAAUCCAAGGGCAAGAACGUGCCGAAGGAGGGGCUGAAGGGGCCGGAGGUGUGCACAGACCCCGCCAUGCUCACCACCUACGCCAUGGGGGUCAAUUACUUCAAGGACGGCCCGGAGGUGGCCCUCAAGCCCGACUCCGAGUACCCCGACUGGCUCUUUAAGAUCCACCUCGGGCCCCCCAAGAAGCUGGAGGAGCUGGACCCCGACUCGAUCGAGUAUUGGAGGCGCCUGCGGAAGUACAACACGUGGCACCGCAACAGGCUGAAGAAGGGCAAGAAGCUGUAGGUGCUGCAGAGCUCGGGGCGCGGGGGCCGCCCUGAGUGCCGGUGUGCGUGGCGUCGGGACCAGCUCCGGCUUUCGGUCUCUUCUUGCUGUAAACGAGUAAUAAAUCGCUGGUGAGGCUGA
Molecule: messenger RNA, 496 nt
Organism: Gymnogyps californianus (California condor)
Lineage: Eukaryota; Metazoa; Chordata; Aves; Accipitriformes; Cathartidae
Gene: MRPL54
Product: mitochondrial ribosomal protein L54
Exons: 3
Coding region: 11-376 (121 amino acids)
Cellular component (GO): mitochondrial large ribosomal subunit
Molecular function (GO): structural constituent of ribosome
Source: RefSeq, a predicted model, not a curated record